Molecule: messenger RNA, 705 nt
Organism: Caenorhabditis remanei
Lineage: Eukaryota; Metazoa; Nematoda; Chromadorea; Rhabditida; Rhabditidae
Exons: 3
Coding region: 1-705 (234 amino acids)
Source: RefSeq, a predicted model, not a curated record
AUGACUAUUAACAAAAACCAUGUAGAGUUUUUACAAGCCUUCCCACCACAAGAAAACCAAAAGUGUCGCAAUGGAAAUGAUAUUCCAAAUGAAUCAAAUUGUCGGAAAACGGAAAAUGAACUGGUUCAUCAGGAAAAUGGAAACGAAUCCGGUUGCCAACCUCAAAAUUUUCUAGUGGCAGACUUUGAGAUUUCAGUUUGGGCUCCAGUACCUGUGCCACCUAGGCAACGAAAAAAGCAUAGGAAACCAAGAAAAGAGUACUCAAAAAUUCUGGAGCUACAUGUACACAGGCCAACAGGAAUUGUUUAUCAAGGAUGUAAUCCACGAAUGAUUCAAGGGUUCCUUCUUCAAUCUUUCAAACCACAAACCAUUCCAACUGCAAAGUUUUUCUGUAACAACGUUUUCAUGAGGAACCAAAUUUACGGAAGUGCAAAGGCCAGACGAAUGCUCGGUGUUCUUUUUGAAAGACACGUCCAUCUCAGAGCUGCUGUGGAGUUAUACAAGCUGCUCUCAUCCAGAUUGACCCAAGAAGAACUUUACAACAACGGAUAUCUUCACGUUCGAAAAAUUAAACGUGAGACUAAAAACUACAAGUUUGAAAUCCUUAUUCUCACACUUUCAGCAUUUAACGCACUGAUGGCAAUCUACCGAAGACCACAACUAGUUUCAAUUAUCAUCACCUCGUACCUUAGCUGUGUAGGGUAA